Molecule: messenger RNA, 816 nt
Organism: Coniophora puteana RWD-64-598 SS2
Lineage: Eukaryota; Fungi; Basidiomycota; Agaricomycetes; Boletales; Coniophoraceae
Exons: 3
Coding region: 126-554 (142 amino acids)
Source: RefSeq, a predicted model, not a curated record
CCUUCCGUUCUCUCGUUUAUAUCUUCUAUUGAAUCGCAGACUGCUGCUGGCCAGAGCUCAACCAACUUCAUCUCUGGCAUCCUUCCGCUCCCUCCAUAUCUCUCGAAUUCCCGCCAACAUUUACCAUGCCUGCGACAUACUCAUCGCCUGAUUCUCCGCGUCUUGGGCACAAGAACGAGCCCACCGGCAGCUUCCUCAUUCCUCUCGUGCUCACCAUCGGUGGCCUCGCACUCGUGUUUCUCCUAUGGAGACGCGCUAGCCAGCUCAAGAGCAUCGUCGCUCACCAACUUCAAACCUGGCGAGGCGACAACGCUGGAAACGUUCGUCUCUCAGAAGACAACGGCCCCCCGGCAAGCGAGUUCCUCGUCGACGAAGUCAUCGAUCUCGAGCGUGGCGAGGGCGAGCACCUACCCGCGCCCGGUCACAAGCUUAACAACACCAACGCCGAGCAUCCCCCAUACACAGAGGAAGACGAGGAAGAGGACGAGGACGAGGACGAGGAAGAAAGCGGCGAAGGUGUUCCACUACAGUCCACACGCACCGGCGCACACUAAACCCGUAUGCGAGCGCAAAUCUCCUACGACGGCGUGCGGUGGCCGACUUGACUCGGCGCGGUGGAGGCUCCGGGAUGGACGGUGUAAUACUAUACAGGCCGCGUAUAUAUCUUCUUUUUCUUCUCGUCAAUUCUGAUCUCUGUGCUACUCAUAGACAGAUGUGCACUGCUUUGGAUAUAUCAUAUGCAUUUUCAGCUCGAACUGCGCGUGGAUUUAUAUAGUGAGCUGCGGGACUGCCAUGCAGCGCCAGCACUCUAUUUCC